This is a messenger RNA of Ambispora leptoticha, 358 nucleotides long. The record is from the annotation of a GenBank genome assembly. Lineage: Eukaryota; Fungi; Glomeromycota; Glomeromycetes; Archaeosporales; Ambisporaceae.
UAUAAAAGUAAAGAUAGUCAAAGCUAAAGUAGGAAUGCAGAAAGUUAAUUAUCACCUUGAACCAGGAUUUUUGGAAAUAUUUAUGUGUAGUGAUAAACUUCUUAAGAAAAUCAGUGGCAAAAUUAGCAGAAAAUUGACUUCUGAAAAGAAAGAUAAUAAAUUUAUCAGAGAAGAAAUCACAGCUCCACUUGGAUUAGUCAUAAUCCCACUUACAUUUAUCUCUAACAUAAAAAAUAAUGCCCGUCUUAAUAAUAAAAAAUCUAUCAUGAUUCUAUCUGAAUUCUAUGGACACAAAUAUAAUGAUGAUGAGCUCCAGACUUAUAUAUCAGAAAUAGUAACCAAUGCAGAAGAUAUCUAG